Molecule: messenger RNA, 582 nt
Organism: Striga asiatica
Lineage: Eukaryota; Viridiplantae; Streptophyta; Magnoliopsida; Lamiales; Orobanchaceae
Source: the annotation of a GenBank genome assembly
AUGGCUAACCCUCUCCUUAUUACCAUCCUCAUCCUCUUCUCAACCAUCCUCGUCUCCACCGCCGCCCGCCACAUCACCCUCGACCAUGACAGCUGGCUCGAAACCCUAAACCCAACCGAAGAAGAGAAAUUCACGAAGCUCCACUUCUACAUCCACGAUUUCGUGAGUGGGCCCAACCAGACGGUCUACAACGUGGCCGAGUCCUCCAUCACCUCCGAGUCGGGCUCGUGGUUCGGGCGAGUCCAGGUGGUGGACCACCUCAUCACAACCGGGCCCGACAUCGGGUCCGAGAAAGUGGGCCGGGUCCAGGGCGUCCACGUCCUGUCAGACCUCCACGUGGCAGCCAUCACAGUCAACUGGAACUUCCUGUUCGAGGACGGGAGCACGAUACUUGUCUUGGGCCGGCUGGUAGCGUUUGCAAAGGAGGGUGAGCUGGCAAUCGUGGGUGGGACCGGGAAGUACCUCAUGGCGCGUGGGGUGGCCUACAAGACGACUUUGAGGAUGGAUCCGGACACGUUGAACAGCAUCAUGGAGUAUACUAUGUACGUGUACUCGAGCCCGGGGGCAUUUUCGGAAGUGUGA